CGGAAUGGGUGGAGCGUAUGUUAUGGUAGGCAGGCUACUGCGCUGUUUUGCUUUCUGCUCCCUCAUCAGUGUGUAUGCUGCGGCCGCAGUGGUAGGAGUCGGACCGCAUGUGCCGUCACGUAGCCUACCAUAGAGCUCAUAACAUCAACCCAAAUUCAUAGCUGCAAUAAUUGUAAUUUUGUUUAUGGACGCAGUGUAGCCAUUUCUCGCGAUAAUUUGGACUCAUCCACGAAUCGCAGGUGGAUUUUUUUUCUUUCUUCUAUCCCGGAACGGAGGCUCGUUUUUUGGACAGCCAACGUGCAUAGAGGAGACGUGGGGACGGGAGACAAGUGCGCAGUGCUCACGGAGAAAACAGUAGAGAGAGACAGCAAGCAGUGUGUUUGUUGUAACCCACCAGGAUCGUCCUUUAGCUGUCUGAUGAGGACACUGUUCCCCAAUGUUUCUGAGGGGAAAACGAGGAUGAACCAUCCAAAGCGCACGUCGGGCCUGUAAACACAUUGACUUUACGUUUGUUGAUAGGCUAUCGUUGUUGUGGAUUCAUCGACGAGCCUAUUGAACAUUGAAACGCUGUUUUAGGUCAUCACAUAGGUUCUGUAGAGAAGCUAGACGUUCCCUUCACCUGCUAUUGAAAAUGGGCAACAGUUUCUCCAACAUAUCUGCUUUCCAAUCCCUUCACAUUGUGAUGCUGGGGUUGGAUUCGGCUGGCAAAACGACUGUUCUUUAUCGUCUGAAAUUCAACGAAUUCGUAAACACCGUGCCAACAAUUGGAUUCAACACUGAGAAAAUCAAACUCAGUAAUGGUACGGCAAAGGGGAUCAGCUGUCACUUCUGGGACGUCGGAGGCCAGGAGAAGCUCCGACCCCUAUGGAAAUCCUACAGUCGGUGCACGGACGGCAUCAUCUAUGUGGUGGACUCGGUAGACGUCGAUCGGUUGGAGGAGGCUAAAACGGAACUGCAUAAAGUUACCAAAUUCGCGGAGAACCAGGGGACACCGCUGCUGGUGAUAGCCAACAAGCAGGACCUGCCCAAAUCUCUUCCAGUCGCGGACAUUGAAAAACAGCUGGCUCUCCACGAGCUCACCCCAUCCACCACAUACCACGUCCAACCUUGCUGCGCCAUAAUUGGCGAGGGACUCCACGAGGGUAUGGACAAACUAUAUGAGAUGAUUGUAAAGCGGAGAAAGUCUUUAAAGCAAAAGAAGAAACGAUAACGACCGCCUAUGGGUCGUAGCCUAUGGACCGUUCAUUAACCUAAACCUACGCAACAUUACCGUAUCUAAAUGCUGUUUGGGUAUGCCAAUGUUGCCCUAAAAUGACAUUUACUUUGCGGUGAUUGUUGUAUUUCCUUUCAUUGGGUUGUAAAAGUUGCUGACGCUGUGAAUCCUAUAGCUGAAUGAUGCUUUUGCACGCAAGAGAGUGAUCCUAUUGGUGCAAGAUAUUUACUAAGGUUAACCAAAACAAACUUGAUAUUACUUUUGUCAUAGGAACAAAAGCAUUACAUGAAUGCGGGCUGGCCCGUCAUUUACUGCUUUACCACGGACUAUAAAUCUGUAGCUAAACAUGUUAUUUUGAAGAAGCAUCCCAUACAGUAUAGGCCUAUACUGUGAUGGACUAUGGACAUUCUGACGGAAUGCUUCUUUGGACAGCAAGUUUUACUUUGCACGUUAAGUGGAUGUGGGUCACAAUGAAAUGGACCCUGUUCAUUCAUGGAGAAGAAAAAAACUGAAACCAAGAUAUCUGUAUUAUGAAAGUCACACCUCAGUCCCUGUUUGGGUUUAUUAAUGCAGAGGUCAACAAGGCUUUGGAGCGUUGAAGUUUACUAUGCGUGGUGGACUGAGGAUAACAUUGUCUGCAACGUGGUCCACUACUUUGCACUUUUAAUUUCCUAACAAAAUAGUAGAGUACUACACUGUAUAGCAAAAAACAGGCUGUGUAUGUACCAAAAAGCCCAAAUUGAAUUAUUUUUUGAAUAUUAAAAUGUAUACAAAAUGCA
Molecule: messenger RNA, 1992 nt
Organism: Oncorhynchus kisutch (coho salmon)
Lineage: Eukaryota; Metazoa; Chordata; Actinopteri; Salmoniformes; Salmonidae
Product: ADP-ribosylation factor-like protein 4C
Exons: 2
Coding region: 632-1210 (192 amino acids)
Molecular function (GO): GTPase activity; GTP binding
Source: RefSeq, a predicted model, not a curated record